GAUGGCAUGCAAAAGCGAACUAUCUCCCCUCUUCGGACGCGUCAACUGAUGAAUGGCCUCUCCUGCAAAAGUUAUUUGAGGCCCGAAGGAGGACACCUUAUAGCUGUCACGUAGACAGACUAUCUUAAUAGGCCAUCAUGAAGACCUUCGUGUUCCGAAUCGCGUUCUGGGCUGCCGCCGCCGUCGCCACGGUAAAUGCAGACGAUUCCACGACGAGCUCGGUGGCCUGCGCCGCCCAAAACAUCCUCGACACCUGUCUCGCGACCACAGAAAGCUAUGUCAGCCUCUGCGCGACCACCGACUAUAUGUGUCUCUGUGACAAAUACGUGGCGAUUAUGACCUGUUUCAACAACUGCCCCAACGACAGCCGAGGCCCGAGCUACCAACAACAGAAGGAUCUCUACUGCAUGAACGCAAGUUUAUACGCCACCACCUCGGGCAACCGCACCGUUAGCCGCAGCUACACGCCGUCCACGUCCUCGGCGACCACGACGACGUCCUCCGACGCCUCCGCCAAGUCCGGCGACGCGACCACCGGUGAGAGCAGCGCGGGUCCCGAACAGACUAAGAGCGGUAAUGGCGCCGAAGACCAGCGCGUUGGCAAUGCCGGCGGUAUGGUUGCUGCUCUUGCUGGUCUGAUUGCCGCGCUUCUAUAGGUGUAGCGGACGUGGAUGAUGGAUUGUGGGAAGCAAGUACGCUGCUUUUGUGGAUGUGGACGGAGCUUUAUC
This is a messenger RNA of Hypoxylon fragiforme, 728 nucleotides long. RefSeq lists its product as uncharacterized. The transcript has 4 exons. Lineage: Eukaryota; Fungi; Ascomycota; Sordariomycetes; Xylariales; Hypoxylaceae. Bases 138 to 656 code for a protein of 172 amino acids. The record is from RefSeq and is a predicted model, not a curated record.